AUGGAAGAGGACCUUUACAAAACAGGGCUGUCUCAGAAGCUGCUUCUGAAGCAGCUGAAGAGGCCAGGUCAGAUGGGAGCCAGCUUGGGUAAUGCGGGAACCUGGGAGCUGCAGGAUGACACGGUGUUAGGGAGCAAGGUUGUGCUGCGGAAGCCAGCUCCUAUUGCCAGUUGGGACCGCAUAAAGGAGAGUCACAGCAGACACAGGGGGUCUGAAGAGGCCUUCUCCUCCCAGCAGGACACUCCCACAGAAGAACACUCACCUGGAAGAUGCACCACAGACACCCAGCCCGCAGAGGGACUGACCCAGAACCACCAAAGGACACGCAUACUGUCAGAAGAGCCCCGGCAAUCCCCACUGGAGCACAGGCAGCAUUGGAUGGGCCGGGAUGCCGAGGAGAGCAGGUUUGCGUGCAGCCAGUGUGGGAAGGUAUUCCUGCAGAGCUCAGCUCUGGCACUGCACUUGCGCUGGCAUGGCAAGAAGGCCUUCAAGCGACACGAGAGCAACAAGGCCUUCCCCUGGAGCACCGACCUCGUGGAGCACCAGCGCAGCCACUCUGGGGAGAAGCCCUUUUUCUGCCGUGAGUGUGGCAAGGCCGUCAGCUGCCACUCAUCUCUCAGCGUGCACCAUCGCAUCCACACUUAGAGGCCCUACAAGUGCGGCGCCUGCGAGGUCUUCAGCUGCAGCUCGCUGCUCAGCAUGCACCGCAGGGUGCACACCGAGGAGAAACCGUACGCCUGCAGCGAGUUUGGGAAGGCCUUCAACCAGCGCACGCACCUCACUGGCCACCUCCUCAUCCACACCGGCGAGAAGCCCUACAAGUGCGGGUGCGGCCAGGCCUUCACCUGCCACUCCUCGCUCACCGCGCACGAAAAGAUCCAUAGCGGCAACAAGCCAUUCAAGUGCGCCGAGUGCGGCAAGGCUUUCCACACGCGCCUCACCCUCCACCAGAGGACGCACACGGGGGAGAAGCCAUUCCAGUGCUCCGUCGGGAAGGCCUUCAGCUGCCAUUCCUACCUCCUGGUGCACCAGCGCGUCCACACCGGCGAGAAGCCCUUUGACUGCAGCAGGUGCUGGAAGGCCUUCAGCUGCCAUUCAUCCCUCAUAGUACAUCAGCGUAUCCACACCGGCGAGAAGCUUUACAAAUACCACCAGUGUGGCAAGUCCUUCAGCUAGAACCACUGUCUUAUCAAACAUCAAAAGGUUCACUCCAGAGGGAAGGCGUCCAAGUGCAGCGAGUGUGCAGGGGAGGCCUGCAGCUGGAGCCCACACCCGGAGCACCAGACGUUGCACUGCACGUUGAAACCUUUCGCCACCCAGCUCAAUAGACACCUGCUGAGCCCCUGCUGA
Molecule: messenger RNA, 1350 nt
Organism: Arvicola amphibius (Eurasian water vole)
Lineage: Eukaryota; Metazoa; Chordata; Mammalia; Rodentia; Cricetidae
Gene: Znf74
Product: zinc finger protein 74
Biological process (GO): regulation of transcription by RNA polymerase II
Molecular function (GO): DNA-binding transcription factor activity, RNA polymerase II-specific; RNA polymerase II cis-regulatory region sequence-specific DNA binding
Source: RefSeq, a predicted model, not a curated record